Messenger RNA from Lathyrus oleraceus (garden pea), 1076 nucleotides. RefSeq names its product sulfite exporter TauE/SafE family protein 3. The transcript has 10 exons. Bases 1 to 891 code for a protein of 296 amino acids. Lineage: Eukaryota; Viridiplantae; Streptophyta; Magnoliopsida; Fabales; Fabaceae. The record is from RefSeq and is a predicted model, not a curated record. Gene Ontology annotation, cellular component: Cul4A-RING E3 ubiquitin ligase complex; membrane. Gene Ontology annotation, biological process: protein ubiquitination.
AUGGCUGUUUAUGGUGAUGUAAUCCGGCCAGGAAACCAGUGUAGAUGCAGAACUGUUGAUGAAAUGCUUGGAAAAUUUAAGUGCAUCAGCAAGGGUCUAUCCACAUGGAAAAAAGAAACCAUAGUGAAAGAGGAGUUUGUGAAGCAUUUAGAGUCCACUGCCACUAGCAAUGAAGAUGUUGAAUACAAGUAUCUUCCUAGUUGUCCAGAUGAUGAGCCUCAGAAGAAAAUUAAUCAAGGUACCAUUCUUAGCAACAUUCAAUGGAAGAAAUUUGGACUUCUUUGUUUUGUUUGGAUUGCAGUUCUUCUCUUGCAGAUUGCCAAGAAUUAUACAGCUACAUGUUCAAUCAAAUACUGGUUACUAACUUUGUUACAGACACCAGUUACUGUUGGGGUUUCAAUGUACCAAGCAAUAGGCCUAUAUCAAGGGAAGAAGAUUACAGUUUCUAAGCAAGAUCAUGGCACACAUUGGCCUUUGCAUCUUCUGAUUGUAUCACUUUCAUGUGCUUUGCUAGCUGGAAUAUUGGGUGGACUUCUUGGUGUAGGUAGUGGAUUUGUCAUGGGUCCUUUGUUUAUCGAAUUCGGAAUCGCGCCUCAGGUAGCAAGUGCCACGGCCACAUUAGGAAUGACAUUCACAGCAUCUAUAUCGGUUGCGCAAUAUUUUCUCUUGAAUCGAUUUCCGGUUCCUUAUGCUCUGUAUCUUACCAUUGUGGCUACAAUUGCAGCAUACAUAGGACAGAAAAUAAUUGACAGGCUUGUCAAUAUCUUUCAAAGAGCUUCUUUGAUUAUCUUUGUCUUAUCCUUCACAAUUCUUGUUAGUGCAAUUGCACUAGGUAUAGGCAGUAUGGCUUGUGGGAAAGGUAUGCAGAGUUAUAUCCAAAUGAAGAUUUGAUUUAUACUGUUGGUGUUAGUGACUACACAAAAGAUUGGUUCUAUGCACAGGUUACAAGAAAGAAAAAUGAAGAUAUUUAUGAAGGAACUACAUGGCAAAUAAAGUUUAACCUAGAUGACGUGGAAAAAGAUGAAAUAUAUAAAUUGCGAUUGGCUCUUGCAAGUGCAAAUGUCUCUGAAUUACAG